Thlaspi arvense is the source of this 450-nucleotide messenger RNA. The record is from the annotation of a GenBank genome assembly. NCBI's taxonomy places the organism in Eukaryota, Viridiplantae, Streptophyta, Magnoliopsida, Brassicales, Brassicaceae.
AUGGAAGAGAAGAAAAGAAGAGGCUUCGAGAUUCCACUUGACAUUGUAGAAGAGAUUCUGGUGAAGGUGCCGGUUAAAUCGCUGGUGAGACUCAAAGCCGUGUCGAGAGAAUGGAGAGGAACCAUAGAGUCAGAGUCUUUCGUAGAGAAACACAAGAGGUAUCAGAAAUCUCUACAAGCGAAAAUCGUCACAGUAAAGAAGAUCCACAUAGAUAGGAGAACAGUUCGCAGUAGUCUAGAGAUUCUGUCGUUCGUGCCUACCAAUGGAAUCGUAGAAACUUGUCCAUAUCGAAUCUUCAGGUGGCGUUUUACAUGUUCCGUAAUCGCCGAGCCUUGCGACGGUUUGCUUUGUAUCCACAAGAGCUGUCGUAGAAUUACGCUUGUUAAUCCUGCCACCAAUAGCCUUCGCAGACUCCCUGAUCCCACCCCUACUGUCGCUGAAGGUACCUAA